Messenger RNA from Asparagus officinalis (garden asparagus), 2332 nucleotides. Its product is annotated as proline--tRNA ligase, cytoplasmic. Gene Ontology annotation, cellular component: cytoplasm; aminoacyl-tRNA synthetase multienzyme complex. Bases 310 to 2004 code for a protein of 564 amino acids. The transcript has 14 exons. NCBI's taxonomy places the organism in Eukaryota, Viridiplantae, Streptophyta, Magnoliopsida, Asparagales, Asparagaceae. The record is from RefSeq and is a predicted model, not a curated record. Gene Ontology annotation, molecular function: proline-tRNA ligase activity; ATP binding. Gene Ontology annotation, biological process: prolyl-tRNA aminoacylation.
AGGGCUAGGUUUUCUCUUUUGCAUCUGCCCGCCGCCUUCUUCAGAUCUGAUCAAGGACUAAUUUUCAAAACUCAGAUUAUUAUUUGGUUAUUAUUCCGUAUACUUGUCGUUCACAACUGAACUCGAAGCUCGUCGUUCUUCGAAUCUCGUCGUCGACUGCGCCCUCGAAGCUCGUCGUCGACUCCGCCCUCGAAUCUCGUCGUCGUUCACGCAUCAAAUCUCCUCCGUCCUGAACCGAGUCCAGCGCCGCCGGCUCCUCUUCAAUUGGUUACAUUCUCUCUCUCUCUCUAAUAAUUUCUCUCCCUAAAAAUGUUCCGAUUUUGUUCCAAAUCGCCUUUAGUCCGGUUCUUUGUACCUCGGUUUGGACCCGAAUCGAUCCAAUUCGAAAACCAAACAUGGGGUUAUCUAGGGUUCAUUCUAAAUCUAGGGUUUCCUCCAUCGAAACAAGGGGAGGUUUCAAACCCUAGAAGGAGAUUUUCAGUUGGUUUGCGGCGGGGAACCAUGCCUCCAAAGAAUGCGAAAAAGAAGGAAGUGAAGAAGGAGACUGGACUUGGCUUGACUUUCAAAAAGGAUGAGAACUUUGGAGAAUGGUACUCUGAGGUGGUUGUUAAUGGGGACAUGAUUGAAUACUAUGAUGUCUCUGGAUGCUAUAUUCUACGGCCUUGGACAAUGGCUAUUUGGGAGACCAUGCAAACGUUCUUUGAUGCUGAAAUAAAGAAAAUGAAAAUUAAGAACUGUUACUUCCCACUAUUUGUCACCGAGAAUGUCUUGAACAAAGAGAAGGAUCAUAUUGAGGGAUUUGCUCCGGAGGUUGCAUGGGUUACGAAAUCAGGGCAGAGUGAAAUGGAGAUUCCUAUUGCAAUCCGUCCAACAAGUGAGACUGUUAUGUAUCCAUAUUAUUCUAAGUGGAUUAGAGGGCACAGGGAUUUGCCGUUGAAGCUUAACCAAUGGUGCAAUGUGGUGCGUUGGGAAUUUAGCCACCCCACUCCUUUCAUUAGGAGUCGAGAAUUUCUUUGGCAAGAAGGGCAUACAGCUUUUGCAACAAAAGAAGAAGCAGAUGAAGAGGUUCUUGAAAUAUUGGAACUAUACCGAAGGAUAUAUGAAGAAUUCUUGGCAGUUCCUGUUGUCAAGGGGAAGAAAAGCGAACUUGAAAAAUUUGCUGGUGGGCUUUACACAACAAGUGUUGAGGCAUUUAUUCCAAAUACUGGUCGAGGAGUACAAGGUGCCACCUCACAUUGCCUUGGCCAAAAUUUUGCGAAGAUGUUUGAGAUCAAUUUUGAGAAUGAGAAGGGUGAAAAGGCAAUGGUCUGGCAAAAUUCUUGGGCAUACAGCACCCGCACGAUUGGAGUCAUGGUGAUGGUUCACGGAGAUGAUAAGGGUUUGGUUUUACCACCUAAGGUAGCAUCAGUCCAGGUUAUCGUAGUUCCUGUACCAUACAAGGAUGCCGAUACAGAAGCCAUUAUUGAGACUUGCAAAUCAACAGUUACAAAGUUGAACAAAGCCGGUUUCAGAGCUGAGGAAGAUUUAAGAGACAACUAUUCACCUGGUUGGAAGUACUCACAAUGGGAAAUGAAAGGAGUUCCUUUGAGAAUUGAAAUUGGGCCAAAGGAUUUAGCUAAUAAUCAGGUUCGAGUUGUUCGACGUGACAACGGAGCAAAGAAAGAUAUACCUAUGGGAGACUUAGUGGAGCAGGUAAAAGAAAUUUUGUCUGACAUCCAACAGAAUUUGUUUAAUGCAGCAAAGCAAAAAAGAGAUGCCUGCAUCAAAGUCAUCCAUACAUGGGAUGAAUUCAUAGCAGCACUCAAUGAGAAAAAACUAAUUCUGGCACCAUGGUGUGAUGAGGAGGAAGUAGAAAAGGAUGUGAAAGCACGGACUAAGGGCGAUCUUGGAGCCGCCAAGACAUUGUGUACUCCAUUUGAGCAGCCAAGACUUCCUGAAGGAACUCCCUGCUUCGCUUCUGGAAAGCCGGCAAAGAAGUGGACGUACUGGGGCCGGAGCUAUUAGGGGUGUCAAAAUUCUUCUGUGCCCCCAGUUCCUAUUAGUCGACCGAUUGCGACUGAACUCAGAUUCCGUUGUCAUUGGAUUUGCUACUGUACUUCAAAUUUUGUUUUUAUAAUAUGCUGAAUGGGGAUGUUCAUUAGAAACAGUGGAAUUGUUCAGGGGCCAAUUACACCUGCGUACUGGUUGCAUUUUGUUAAUUUCUCAGACGAGUCGAUUCUUCUAUUAUGGGAACACGUUUACAACACCACGCUGAUCCUGCGGCUCACCUCUCGCAAACCUUUGUUCUGAGCUGGUGAGGGUGUCCAUAAUUUGUAUCUUGUAGUAAUUCUCA